AUGACUCCGUCGGCAAGGUCGCGACACAUGAAGACGCAUCCCCCACGAACAACGUACAGCGCGGCUUCCAGUCUGCUAGCUCGUGACGAUACCAACUGGGCGGAGUGGAACAAGCUGAACAUCACUGCAGACGCCAUGCCCUUCACACGGUCGCAGUCGGACACCCAGUUGCUGCAUCCCCAGACCGGAACGAAGAUGACACGGGCAAACGGUCACCUGACCAAGAGCCAGACUGGUCAUGCUUUCCUAGAAGAUGCCGGCCACCGGUAUCCGUUUGGCCAGGGACCGGGCUGGUAG
This is a messenger RNA of Alternaria triticimaculans, 297 nucleotides long. RefSeq lists its product as uncharacterized. Lineage: Eukaryota; Fungi; Ascomycota; Dothideomycetes; Pleosporales; Pleosporaceae. The record is from RefSeq and is a predicted model, not a curated record. The transcript has 2 exons. The coding region runs from base 1 to 297 and encodes 98 amino acids.